Magnolia sinica is the source of this 1079-nucleotide messenger RNA. RefSeq lists its product as uncharacterized. The record is from RefSeq and is a predicted model, not a curated record. The transcript has 7 exons. Bases 53 to 874 code for a protein of 273 amino acids. NCBI's taxonomy places the organism in Eukaryota, Viridiplantae, Streptophyta, Magnoliopsida, Magnoliales, Magnoliaceae.
UGGGUUCACCACGCAAUCCGCUUCGAAGGUGGGGAGAGAGAGGGAGAGGGAGAUGCUGCUGGGCAUGAAAAUCUCCGAUGCUGUUCUGAUUUCAAAUACCUUCGCUGCAACAGCUCGUUUCAGCAAUCCCUCAUACAAUAGAGGAUGCCAUUUUCCAAAGUACGGAAAUAUCCCUUCGUCUUCUUCCAGAAGAAGAAGAAGAGCAGCAUUCGUCAUUAGGAAUUGCAGAGCAGAAGAAGGUUCUGGAAGCUCUGAUUCCGAGCGGGUUUCCCCCUACCAAGUGCUCGGCAUCGACCCGUCGUUGUGCACCCUCGCCGACAUCAAAGCCGCUUUCCGAGCAAGGGUAAAAGAAUUCCACCCCGACGUAAACAAAGAUGCCGGAGGUUCAAAUGUUAUGAUUCGCCGUGUAAUUCAAGCCUACGAGAUAUUGUCCAUGCACCACCAGUUUGAGACUGCAGAAAGGAAAUGUGCAGACCCCUUUGAAGAUCCAGAAUGCGAGGCGUUAGAUCUCUUCGUAAAUGAGGCUCUUUGUGUUGGCAAAGGAUGUCCAUAUUCAUGUGUAAAAAGGGCACCUCAUGCCUUCGCAUUUGAUUCCCCGUAUGGUACUGCAUGUGCAAUUUCUCAAGGACAUGGUGAGGAUUACCAAGUGCAGCUUGCUGUCGGCCAGUGCCCAAGAAGCUGUAUCCAUUACGUCACGCCUUCUCAAAGAGUUAUUUUGGAGGAGCUACUUGACAGCGUCUUAAACUCGCUCUAUAGUUCAGCUGAGGCAGCAGUACUGGAUUCUCUCAUAGCUAAAGCAAGAUUUGAGAACAAUAGAUAUCAGAAGCCCAAGAAACGUUCCAAGGCUUCGACUGAAUAUGUAGACUGGUUAUGACAUUCCAUCAACGAUAAAUCCUGUACGUUGAAGUUACUUACCGAAGGCAUCAAUGAAGUGUGGCCAAUUGUAAAUGCCUGGGGUCUAUAGAAACAAACAUUCCAAGGGGUUGGCAUUGUCUUCAUCAUCAAAAGGAAACUCGAUGUAAGUGAUCCGAUUCAUAGAUUUUGUCAGCUCUUAAUGUGAAGUACGGGUGUGGCCUGCA